Messenger RNA from Drosophila subobscura, 1789 nucleotides. RefSeq names its product esterase FE4-like. Lineage: Eukaryota; Metazoa; Arthropoda; Insecta; Diptera; Drosophilidae. The transcript has 6 exons. Bases 114 to 1694 code for a protein of 526 amino acids. The record is from RefSeq and is a predicted model, not a curated record.
UGCGCCUGCUCUGGUCUGGACCAUUAAUCAUUCUAGCUGUCUGUUUGCGUACGGCUACCGGCGAUCCUUUGGAUGUGUGCCUGAAGGAUCUGGGUUGCCUGAGGGGCACCCAUAUGCCAGGAUAUCAGGGCGAGGAGUUUGAGGCCUUCAUGGGCAUACCAUUCGCAAAGCCUCCUGUGGACUCCCUCCGACUCAGAAAUCCUGUGCCUUCUGGAGCCUGGGAGGGCGUCCUGGAUGCUGGGACAGCCAAGGAUGGUUGCCUGCAGAGAAAUUACUUUGGUGACAAAUGGCCAAUUUCAGGAGUGGAAGAUUGCCUUUACCUCAAUGUCUACAGGCCCAAGAAACGCGAUGGAAGUCCCUUGCCCGUCAUGUUCUACAUCCAUGGGGGAGGUUUCUUUAGCGGCACUGCCCAUCCGGUUGCCAGUGGACCCGAGUAUAUGAUGGACACGGAGCAGGUGAUCAUGGUCACCGUGCCCUAUCGCUUGGGGCCUUUGGGAUUCCUGAGCACUGGUGAUACGGAUAUGCCUGGAAAUUUCGCUCUGAAGGAUCAGCGCUUGGCCAUGCAGUGGGUGCAGCAGCACAUAGCAGACUUUGGAGGCGAUCCCCAGCUGGUGACGAUCUUUGGCCACAGUGCUGGGGGAAUGUCGGUCCACUAUCACAUGCUGAGCCCCAGCUCAAAGGGACUCUUUCAACGGGCUAUGUCCUUGGAUGGCACCAUUCACUCACCAUUCCUGAAGAUCAACAAGGACCCACUGGCCCAGGCCAGAAAGCUGGCUGCGGUGGCUGGCAUCGAGGGGGCAGAGAGUUUGGAUAGCAAGGACCUGGCUCAAGCUCUGCGUGAGCUGGAUCCUGUUGAACUGCACAAGACGGUAGAUUCCCUUAAAGUCUGGGCAAACUUUCCCUUCAUCAGCAACACUCCUGUGGCUGAGCCUGUUGGAUGCCCAGAAGCCUUUUUCACGGAGAAUCCGUUGCAGGCGCACCUUGAGGGACGCAUCAAUCAGGUUCCAUGGUUAAUAAGCGUUACUUCGAGGGCCGGAGAGGGAGCUCUUUCGCUUCUGCACGCCUUCGACGAUCGACAACUACGGGCGGAGCUCAACGAGCAGUUCCUGGAGCAUUUUGGCCACGUUUUGAAUUUACCAGAGACCGCAUCGCCUUCGGUUGUCCAGGAAAUCUUAGACGCCUACGGAUUUGAGGGAAAGACGAUUAGCAACGAUACGCUUGUGCCCUUGGCUGAAAUCGCGGGAGACUUUGGGUUCUACUAUCCGCUCUACGAGACGGCAUCCACCUAUGCAAAGUACGCCAACCUCCAGCAGAAUCCGCUCUCCUUCUAUUUGUUCGAGUACCGUGGAAUGCGCACCCUCUCGACCCUGUUCAGCGGUGCAUCGGUGGAGUAUGGGGUGGGUGCUGCCCACAUGGACGAUGCUCUGCACACCAUACGGAUUCCGGCUAUAAUCGAAGACUAUCCCAAGGAUUCGGAGGAUGCUGAGGUCGUUAAACGGAUGACCUCGAUGAUGGUUGACUUUGCCAAGACAGGGAACUUCCACAGUGGCACCUCCUGCCAGGCAUCGGAUUUCACGGAUCAUGAGAUGUGCAGCUAUGUCCAUUUUGGUGGCACUGUUGGGAGCUAUCAGGAGGACAUCCAGAAGGACUUCAAGUUGUCAGCAUAUCCGAUUUGGAAAAGAUUAUUUCCAUGAGGAUGACAGCAGAAUAAUGUUUAUUACUUCCUCUUAGUUUUUGCACCUGGAACGAGAAUUGUUUUGUUGUAAUAUUUUAGUGUAUCUCUUUUGUU